Spodoptera frugiperda (fall armyworm) is the source of this 726-nucleotide messenger RNA. Its product is annotated as insecticyanin-A-like. The transcript has 4 exons. Lineage: Eukaryota; Metazoa; Arthropoda; Insecta; Lepidoptera; Noctuidae. The record is from RefSeq and is a predicted model, not a curated record. Gene Ontology annotation, molecular function: pigment binding. The coding region runs from base 49 to 696 and encodes 215 amino acids.
UCAUAUCAAAUUGUUACUCCACAAAGAUCGUACGUCUAUUUUGUUAAAAUGUUUAAAAUAUUAAUAUUCUCUAUUCUUUUUUGUGUAUGUAGUGUGUACGGCUAUUUCACUUUACCUGGAAAAUGUCCUGAAAAUGUCCAGUUACAGGGAGAAUUUAGACUGGCUGAUUUCUACAACAAAUGGUACCAAGCAUACCACUACUCAAGCGAUGGCCAGCAACAGAACAACUGCUCGGUGAUACAACUGCAAACCAGACCUACUGGCAUCUACCUGAACCAGUCCAGGGUGGACCGAGGCCUCUUCCAUAGAUACAGCAUUGGAAAACUUGACAUACCGAUUGACAUAACUGAUAGCGCGAGACUGCAAGUAACAUUUAAUUUUGACGAUGCACCUAGAAGAUUGAUGCACAGGAAGUAUCCUUUCUACGUGUUAGCCACUAACUACAAUUACUAUGCCACUGUAUACACAUGCGAGUAUAGUCCACUGAUUGAUAAACAUUUCAUAUACGUAUGGAUAUUAUCAAGAAAUGAAUUGUUGAACGACGUUUCUAAGGAACUGGCUGUCAGAUCAUUGAGCCGCAUCGGUGUGGACGUCAACAAGUUGGUCAAAGACGAUUGGUCGAAAUGUUCUCCCAAAUACUAUGAAGACCGUCAAGCUGAGCCAAUGACAUUUAGGUACCCAGUACCUAUUCACUAAAAUUUUCUUAAUAAAGUACUUAUGCGCUUA